Mesitornis unicolor (brown roatelo) is the source of this 1818-nucleotide messenger RNA. It is a transcript of the gene C2CD2, whose product is annotated as C2 calcium-dependent domain containing 2. Lineage: Eukaryota; Metazoa; Chordata; Aves; Mesitornithiformes; Mesitornithidae. The transcript has 13 exons. The annotation marks the transcript as partial. The record is from RefSeq and is a predicted model, not a curated record.
GAUUCACAGUUGCUCACGUUUGAGGAAGAUGACCCAUCAGAACCGCUUGAGCUAGCAGUUAAACAAGUUGUUAGUGUUGUAAAGUCAGCUCAAGAGAAGGUGGUUUCUUGCAAUGUCAUGGGCGAUUCUGUUACAUUUGUUGUCACUGUCUCACAUACUUCACCCGCAGCCUCAAGUCAGUCAUACAGCGUGAAACUGUCUCCACUUCACUUGCAGCUUCAGCUCUACGUGAAAGACAAAGGAGAAGAUGUCAAAGUCGAGUGGUUCCUCGUUAACGCCAAUGAAACCAACUUUGAAAUCCAGCCAACAGUGAAGGAGGGACAGACUGCAGGGACAUGUGCAAUAUCUGAAACGCUUAGAGAUGUUUUGAAGAACCUCUUUAGCUCAGUUUCUCCUUCUGUAGUCUUGAGUACGAGGCCUACAGAUAUAAAGGAGGUUCAGAAUGUACAGAACACAAGCCUUCUCCCUCAGGGCACAAGUCCGCCUAAACCUCCAAGGGCUCAUGAACUCAAACUGCUGGUGAAGAACAUUGCGGUAAACCUAAUUGAUCACAGUGCUGCAGGCAGCACAAACCUUGCGUGUAUAGUUCAGCUGAAUGACCCUAUGCAGAAGUUUUCCAGCUCUGUAGCCAAAAAUGCUGCAAAUCCCUUUUGGAAGGAAGAGUUUCUCUUUGAACUAAGUGCCAAAUCAAAAGCAUUGCAACUGCAAAUAGUAGAAGAUGGGAAGUUGGAUAGUCCUUUGUCCGCAAAGGUGACUGUACCUCUAGACUUGUUCAGGAAACAACCUUCUGGCCAGCAAAGCUUUGCACUGAACAGCGGGGCCAGUGAGAGCAGCCCAGAGCCGGGGCCCGGGCUGGGAUCCUUUAGUGCAGAGUUCUCUUUUAUAGAACCCAAUGAAUUAAAGACAUGGCAAGUCUCUACUCCAGUGCCAGCCACUAAGAUAGAAAAGGAUCGCACUGUGAUGCCCUGUGGGACUGUGGUCACUACUGUAACUGCUGUGAAAACCAAACCUCGCCUAGAAGGGAGAUCAUCUCCACUGAGCACAGAUUCUCCUGUGAAAACUCCAGUUAAAGUAAAGGUGAUUGAAAAGGAUUUCUCUAUUCAAGCUCUCCAUUCUCAUGGUGCUCCAGUCAGCAAAACUCUAUCAUCUUCAGACACAGAGCUGCUGGUACUGAAUGGCACCGAUCCUGUUGCAGAAGCAGCCAUUCGGCAGUUGAGUGAGUCUGCAAAGCAGAAGCUGAAGUCUCCGAGGAAGAAAAGCACCAUUAUCAUAUCAGGGGUGUCCAAGACCUCUUUAUCUCAGGACAGUGAAGCUGCGCUGAUGAUGGACUAUGCUGCAGCCAUGGACAGCUCUUGCAAAGAAGUAAAGCCACCCACUGUGGAGGAAGCCGUCACCUCUGAUGAAAAGCUGUCAUUAGGUACUUCAGGAACAGUACCUGAUACUGACCCACAGCAAAGCGCCCAUAAGGCUUGGGGUUUGGAGAAUGGCAGCCAACAGUGGGACACCAACACACUCUUAGACCAGACCUGUGAAGAAAUAUCUGGGAGCUCGUUAAGUGUUUCAGAAACUGGGAGCAUGAAAAAAUCUAAAGGUGGGAUUUUGAAAAAAAGCGCAAAGCUCUUUUUCCGCCGGCGACAUCAUCAGAAGGAUCCAGGAAUGAGUCAAUCACACAACGAUCUUGUCUACCUGCAGCAGCCACUGUCGGAGGAAACUCGCAAGAAGGGAGGCACACUUUCACGUAUUCUGAACAGAAAGCUCCUUUCCAAAAACAAAAGCAAGAGCAAACUGAAUGGUGCUUCGGCAGAACCAUACGCAUGA